AUGAAGGCGGGGAGAAGGGUAAGCAAAGCAACGAAGAAGGAAAGGAAGAGAAGCCAUGAGUCUCGGCCAUGCAUAGCCCUGAUACAAACUAGUUUGGCUAAGGAUCUCGAGCAUGGAGUUGUAGACGAUGGGAGGGAUGCUGGUAUCGCCAUUGUCGAUCGGCCCAAUAAUUGUUUCAAUUCGCUUUCAAGGUUCGGAGUCCAAUUUGAGCCAAAACGCGGAUGCAGGUUGGUGUUAGUGGGAGACGAGAAGGUCAUCAAGGGCGUUGCAGAUUGGAUCACCAACGAUCUGAAGGAAGUUGCUAUUGAAAUCGUUGGAUUAGAUAUGGAAUCGGAGAGAGAGUAUAUGAUGAAAGCUGUUGCGAAAAGAAUGAGGGAUAACAAAUCAGGAGGAUCGAUCGUAUUCAAGAACUCGAUAAUUGAUGGUGAGAGAGGAAUAUAUCCAGGUGCAGCUGCAUAUGGUGCUUGUUUGGGUGGACUUCAUCAGUUGGUCAGAACAUCAACUAUGGACGUGGGGAAGCACCAGAUUAGGGUUAAUGCAAUUGCUCGUGGAUUUGCAUAUAGAUGA
Lactuca saligna is the source of this 567-nucleotide messenger RNA. The record is from the annotation of a GenBank genome assembly. Lineage: Eukaryota; Viridiplantae; Streptophyta; Magnoliopsida; Asterales; Asteraceae.